UACAUCAGAACGUCUUGGCCGUGGUCGAGAACGAACACUGAGCAAACACUAAAAGUAAUGCUGGCAAUGGAUAGGACGGGUGUUUACAUAGUGUUAGUGUUAGUGGCCAGCAUCAGUGGUGCGUUUGGCAUGACUCGUCUUACAUACUCUGCCUGCUAUGGGGUCACUUCAGCAAAUUUCAUCAUGGCUUCCUGUCCCGGCGCAGACCAGAUGAUCGUGAUAGAUGCCGUGAAUGUCUACACAAAACCUUUGUUAUCAGGUUGUCCCGGAAUCAUGACAAAUGCAGCGACCACCCCAAAGUCAUGCUGUCAGUACGAUGCUGGCGACUGUGGAUUCGAAUACGAGGGUGUCAACAGGAACACUUAUUAUGAAAAUUGUCAAGGCCGAAACACUUGUUCGUGGACGCCCGUUGCGUGGACUAACCUGCGAUGUAACCCAUUGUUAUAUCCCUCGCGGUCAAGUUAUAUGGUGGUCAGCUAUCGCUGUAUUUCAGGAAAUGAGGUAAAGGACGUAAGGGAGGACGGAAGUGUCAACACCACUACUAGCCUACUGCUGAAUUCUGGGUAUAAGUCUGGCAACAACACUGGUACAUUGCCAGCAAACUCGUCAUACAAAUGUUCUGUAUCAGCGUCGUGUGCCACGAGUAUCAAAAUGCGGAUACAUACUUUAAAUUUCACGGAAAAGGGGGGAAAAUGUGGACAAUCGAUAAACAUAACAGCCGGGACCAACACACACGUUUUAAUGUGCAAUGACAACACCAACUACCUUCCCUACGACCUGAGUAUCGGAAGCAAUACUAAUUUACUCGAAAUGCAAGUAAAUAACACUUUGGAUAUGGACUCCGGAAAUUUUCUUCUCGAAAUUGAAAGCGACAAUGGCAAUGCUACUGUGACUUUAGCAUGUGGAAUAUUUGCCAGGGAAGGGAAUGUAGGUGAUGAGGGUAUGUCUGAAUGUUCUACUACAGCAACAACCACUGCCAGUACGACAACAGUAUCAACUUCCAGUAAUACUGAUACGACAACAGUGCCCACUGACGGUAAUACCGAUACGACAACAGUGCCCACUGACGGUAAUACCGAUACGACAACAGCAUCCACUGCCAGAAAUACCGAUACGACAACAGUGUCCACUGCCUAUAAUACCGAUACGACACCGGUGUCCACUGACAGUAACACCGAUACGACAACAGUAUCUUCUGCCAGUAAUACCGAUACGACAACAGUGUCCACUGACAGUAAAAUCGAUACGACAACAGUGUCCACUGACAGUAACAUCAAUACGACAACAGUAUCCACUGCCAGUAAUACCGAUACGACAACAGUGUCCACAGGUAGUAAUACCGAUACGACAACAGUGUCCACUGACAGUAACAUCGAUGCGACAACAGUAUCCACAGCCAGUCACAUCGAUACGACAGCAGUAUCCACUGCCAGUAACACCGAUACGACAACAGUAUCCACUGACAGUAACACCGAUACGACAACAGUGUCCACAGCCAGUAACGCCGAUACGACAACAGUGUCCACUGACAGUAAUACCGAUACGACAACAGCGUCCACAGGCAGUAACAUCGAUGCGACAACAGUAUCCACUGACAGUAACAUAGAUACGACAACAGUAUCCACUGCCUAUAAUACUGAUACGACACCGGUGUCCACUGCCAGUAAUACCGAUACGACAACAGUAUCUUCUGCCAGUAAUAUCCAUACGACAACAGUGUCCACAGCCAGUAACACCGAUACGACAACAGUGUCCACUGACAGUAACAUCGAUACGACAACAGUAUCCACUGACAGUAACAUCGAUACGACAACAGUAUCCACUGCCUAUAAUACUGAUACGACACCGGUGUCCACUGCCAGUAAUACCGAUACGACAACAGUAUCUUCUGCCAGUAAUAUCGAUACGACAACAGUGUCCACAGCCAGUAACACCGAUACGACAACAGUGUCCACUGACAGUAAAAUCAAAACGACAACAGUGUCCACAGACAGUAACAUCGAUACGACAACAGUAUCCACUGACAGUAAUACCGAUACGAAAACAGUGUCUACAGCCAGUAACACCGAUACGACAACAGUGUCCACUGACAGUAAUACCGAUACGACAACAGUGUCCACAGGUAGUAACAUCGAUGCGACAACAGUAUCCACUUACAGUAACAUCGAUACGACAACAGUAUCCACAGCCAGUAACAUCGAUACGACAACAGUAUCCACUGACAGUGAAACCGAUACGACAACAGUGUCCACUGCCUAUAAUACCGAUACGACACCGGUGUCCACUGCCAGUUAUACCGAUACGACAACAGUAUCUUAUGCCAGUAACACCGAUACGACAACAGUGUCCACUGACAGUAAUACCGAUACGACAACAGUGUCCACAGGUAGUAACAUCGAUGCGACAACAGUAUCCACUUACAGUAACAUCGAUACGACAACAGUAUCCACAGCCAGUAACAUCGAUACGACAACAGUAUCCACUGACAGUGAAACCGAUACGACAACAGUGUCCACUGCCUAUAAUACCGAUACGACACCGGUGUCCACUGCCAGUUAUACCGAUACGACAACAGUAUCUUAUGCCAGUAACACCGAUACGACAACAGUGUCCACUGACAGUAAUACCGAUACGACAACAGUGUCCACAGGUAGUAACAUCGAUGCGACAACAGUAUCCACUUACAGUAACAUCGAUACGACAACAGUAUCCACAGCCAGUAACAUCGAUACGACAACAGUAUCCACUGACAGUGAAACCGAUACGACAACAGUGUCCACUGCCUAUAAUACCGAUACGACACCGGUGUCCACUGCCAGUUAUACCGAUACGACAACAGUAUCUUAUGCCAGUAAUACCGAUACGACAACAGUGUCCACAGCCAGUAAUACCGAUACGACAACAGUAUAUUAUGCCAGUAAUACCGAUACCACAACAGUGUCCACUGACAGUAAAAUCGAUACGACAACAGUGUCCACUGACAGUAACAUCGAUACGACAACAGUAUCCACUGACAGUAAUACCGAUACGACAACAGUGUCCACAGCCAGUAACACCGAUACGACAAAAGUGUCCACUGACAGUAAUACCGAUACGUCAACUGUGUCCACAGGUAGUAACAUCGAUACGACAACAGUAUCCACUGACAGUAACAUCGAUACGAAAUACCGAUACGACAACAGUGUCCACUGCCUAUAA
Mizuhopecten yessoensis (Yesso scallop) is the source of this 3198-nucleotide messenger RNA. RefSeq names its product mucin-22-like. Bases 58 to 3198 code for a protein of 1046 amino acids. NCBI's taxonomy places the organism in Eukaryota, Metazoa, Mollusca, Bivalvia, Pectinida, Pectinidae. The transcript has 4 exons. The record is from RefSeq and is a predicted model, not a curated record.